Rhincodon typus (whale shark) is the source of this 10230-nucleotide messenger RNA. Its product is annotated as streptococcal hemagglutinin-like. Bases 239 to 5200 code for a protein of 1653 amino acids. The transcript is spliced from 11 exons. Gene Ontology annotation, molecular function: zinc ion binding. Lineage: Eukaryota; Metazoa; Chordata; Chondrichthyes; Orectolobiformes; Rhincodontidae. Gene Ontology annotation, biological process: intracellular transport. The record is from RefSeq and is a predicted model, not a curated record.
CAUUUCCUGUGUUUGCUUUGUGACAUGUUGAACGACAAGCGGCACGUUGAAGGCAGGACUUCCUGGUGACGUGCUGUAACAGGGCUCGAGUUUUACUUUCAAUUCCUGGGUGUCUUGUGUGAGCGCUUCUUCUUAGGGAAGAAACGAAACCUCGAACGCUGAGCUGGCAGAAUAUGCAAGAGGGAGAGAGAUACGGGGGGAGGGUGGAAAGGAAUUGGUUUAUUUCUUAAAGGCUGCAAUGGAGGCCAGCCUGACCUGUGCGGUUUGUUUGUCGGUGUUUGAGAAUCCCACCACCCUGCCCGUCUGCUCGCACAAUUUCUGCAAGAAAUGCAUUCUGGAGUGUGUCACCAAAUCCUUCUCGUACGGCCUGGACUACAGCAGCAGCAGCAGCAGCAACAACAACAACAACAUCUGGAAGAACAGUCAGCUGGAGUGUCCCCUCUGCAGAAAGAGCAACUUCAUCGCCGAGGGAGCCGUCAACCUGCCCGGCAACACCACCUUGGCCGAGGUGGUGAAACUUUUCCGCUCGCAGCAGCAGGCGGUGGGAGCCGGGCGCGAGCAGGAGGACGAGGAGCUGCCGUUGGUGGUGGGCAGCGGCACGCGGAGCCUCGGGGAGCGCGAGUUCUGCCAACGGCACCCGCACAGGAAGCUGCAGCUCUUCUGCAAGGUCUGCAAACAGCUGGCGUGCGGCCAAUGUGUCUCCGAGGAUCACCGAGGGGUCUUCCACGCCGUCAACUUGGUCGACAUGAUCUACCAGGAGGAGAAGCUUGAGUACUUCAGUAACCUGAGAGAAUUGAGGCAGCUGAAUAACAGAUUAAAGGUUGAAAUUGCAGACACCCCUUCAGAUUCUGAGUACAUUUUAGACUAUGAGAAAGAAGUUAUUAAAAGUAAGAUCGGUAGGAUUUUGGAGAAAGUGGAAUUGAAAAGAAGGCAGUUGGUUGAUGAGAUUGAGAAGAAGAAAGAGUGGAAAGAGCGUGAACGUAAAGCUCGACUGGAAGGAAAACAAACACAGAAGAAAACAAUUGAGCAGUACCUGAAGGAGUGUGAAAAAUUAGUGAAUGAAUGUAAUCCUGUCAAUUUUCUGAAGGUGGCCUGUGACUUAAAUGAAAGGGUAAAGAGCAACCUUGCUAUCAUCCUCCCUACUUUAGAGAAGCACGAUGAAUUGACUUGUCUGCAACCACAUCAGUUUCUUAUAAAACCAGUGUUGGAUAGUAUCUCUGCACUCCAGUUGACCAAAGAUGCAACAAAUCCCAGUUUGGAUACUGACAAUACUACAAGUGAACUACGCACAGAUGGCUACCAAUUUAAAACUACCUUAAAAAUGUGGAAGCAGCCCAAGGAUUUUAUAGAACCAAAGUUUACUCCAGAAACUAUUAUUGAAUAUGGCUGUCAUGACUAUCUUUGGUGUAUUUCUGCAAAAGAAGACUAUCAGUACAUAAGUCUAGAGGAACUGCGUUACAAACACUAUCAAUCCUGCAGAAAAGACUGGAACUGCUUUGUGACUGAAGAAUAUUCUGAUAGUGAAAAUGGUCUAGAGCCUUCAGUGUCUUCAGUUUCUACAGAGCUGCGCAAAACACCUGAUGGAGUACAGAAGCCUCAUGUUAAAUUAUUCAGUUUUGGUCAGUCGUCUAAAAAAGUAAAAAAGAAAUUCCUUGGCAAUCAAUAUGUGCCUUUGCCUCCUAAUUCAAGAUCCGCUACAAGUAUCCGAUCAGUUUCAAACUCGGAGAUGUCGUUACCCAGUGGUUUUGAAAAAUUGUUUGAUGUGGGAGAUAUAAAGCAAAAACACGACCCUGUUCCUCCUUCAUCAGUUCAAUCUGAAACUAUCUCAAACAUCACAAGCACUGUCGAAAGUCUGCCAACAGCAGCGGUAACAGCAUCUCUUCCAGUUACUUUGAGUUCAUGUACAACAGUGAUGAGCUCUGACAAAACAGACGAAUGUCAGCAAAAGCCAUUUACCUCCAGUGCUCUUGGUUUUACUGUGUCUAAGUGCUCCAGCUUGGCAUCUAAACAAAAAAAAUCCAGUAUUUCAAAAGCUGGUAUAAGAUUCCUUAACCCCACAGUCACCUCUGGAAGUUCACCAUCAUUCGGUGGCUUUAUGUUUGGAAAUACCUUAGCCAACAAAUCAGGGGAUCAGCAAGCACUGCCAGUAUCAACAAGCUUCACAUUUGAGAAGCUUAAUUCAUGCUCUGCUACAAGUAAUUCAAUCAGUAGUUCAACUUCUGUGUUUCACAGUAAAACUGCAUGUGAGUCAACUGGUAAACAUACGAAGCAUCAAAAUGGCCAGACAAGCUGCAACACAUCAUCCACUUGCAUUAGUAAAGUGCUUUUGGAUUCAGUUGGAACAUCAUCCUCUUUUCACUUUGGGAAAGGGAAAGAACAGUGUUCACAAGAAAACUCACCAAAACCUAAUUUGUUUGGUACUUCAGGACCCUUGAGUGAUCCAGUCAAGCCAGCGGCAUCAUUUUCCUUUCUCAACUCUGGAACUGGAACAUUGGGUUUUUCAUUCAAAAUUUAUCCCAGUAUAACAUCAACAACCAAAUCAAGUGAAUCUUUAAGAAACCCAGAAAAUUUAGCUUGUCUCUCAGGUUCAUCUGUUGGAAGAGAUGUAACUAGCCCCUUUAAAUUUUCACAAGUACCCAGAAGUGAUGUUCCAACUUUUUAUCAAAAGCAACCUUUGUCAACUACUAGCAGAUCUACUACACCAAGUUUUGAUUUUAAAUUAGCAGAUUCUAGUAUUAUCACGUCAGCUUCAUCUUUAUUCACUUCACCAUCAUCAGGUUCCUCAAUUUCAAGCCCAGCACUGUAUGAACAAAGCCUUGUGACACCUCAAAGCAGUGUUAUGCCUUUGAAACAUGUUGCUAGUUCUGCUGAAAAAUCCUCUGUUUUCUCCUGGACCAAUUCAAUUGGUUCUGAUUCUGUGGUUUUUCCACCUGUCUUCAGUCAAGAACCCACUUCCACAAUCACUCAGCAGCAGAGCACUGCAACGUUAGACAGUAUUACCAUUGUGAAGGAACUGUCAACCUCAGGAUUGUCAAUAAAUGCUGAACCAGUUGCUUUAAGAAACUCUAAAGGUUUAACUCCGAUCACGCCUCCAGUCAUUGCAAGAGAUGUACCUGACCUCUUCGCACUUACCCAAGUGUCCGUGAACGAUGUUCCAAAUUUGAAUGAAAAGCCAUUUCUGUCGACUGUAAGCAGGUCAAAUUCACCAAGCUUCGAUUUUAAGUUAGAAAAUCCAGGUACUGUUGUGUCUGCUUCAUCUUUGCUUGCUUCAACAUCAUUUGUUUCAACCUCCUGUAAUUCCUCGUCGUUGUCAAUUCCAGUUGCACAAAACGUUCUGCCAACACAAAACGUUCUGCCAACUCAAAACAGCAUAAAGCCAUUGCAUCUUUUUGCUAGUUUUGCUGAAAUGUCUUCAGUUUGCUCCAGGGCAAAUUCAAUUGGCUCUAAUGCUGUAACAUUUACAACCAAUUUUAAUCGAGGUUGCACACCAACAGUCAGUCAGCAGGAGAGCACUGUUAGGGCAGCUGAUGUCAAAGUGAAUGAAAUACAAACAUCAGAGGUAUCAAUAUAUGCUGAAUCAUCUACACUUAAUGGAGCACAUUCAUUUAGUUUGAAUUGUGAGGAUCCAUCACUAGUAGUAAAUCAGCAGAGUUCUGAUAAAAUGUCAACUGAUAAUGGCGUUGAAACCCACAAACUGAAAGAAACUUUGCUGGCUGAAACAUUAACUUCUCAACCAGAAAUAUUUCACAGGAUCGAAUCUGCUAGCUCUGGCUGUGUGGAUUUUGCAGUAGGUUUCAACAGAGUGCUCCCUUCAGUCAGUCAGCAACAAACUCAAGUUGCAUUCGUUGAUGAUGCUUUCAAAACCUGCAAAACAAAAACAUUUGAAGUGCCUAAAUGUAUGCAACAAUUGGUAAUUGGGAAAAUCACAGUUCCUCUCUUGCAACUUAGUAAUGCAACAUCUACCCUUGAAAAUCCUUCGGAGAGAUGUAAUAGUGAUAUAGAUGAAGAAGGCAAAAAACCUCUAAUUUUCAGUGAUCAAGGUUGCACUGUUUCUGAAAACCAAGGUCAUUCCAAUAAUCACCAGAGUUCUGCAGUUGCCAGUGAGAUAGAACAUCCAGAUAGCUUAACUGCUAAAGAGAGCACUUCUCUUAGUAGAACGAGAUGGACAAAUAUUGAAACACUAAAUUUGUCACACACAGGAGAUUCUGCAUGUAUUCCACAACCUGUUGCAUCUAAUGCUAGUAGUUUUGCAGAAGCUAAUAAUGAUAAUGCACAAGAAGAUAACCAGACAACAGCAACAGAUUUCUCGCUUUUCACUGCUGCUUCUCCAGUCUUUUGCCCAAUAUUUAAAUUUGGUGCAGGUAGUGAUUUCCAAUUCACACUGGGUGCAAAUAAUCUAACAAAUUCUACAGGACAGCAAGAGAAGAAUGAGGGUGAUUGUAAAGCUGCACACAAACCAAUAUUACCAUCCCCUCCACCAGUUAAUCAUCCAGCUGCCAUCCUAGAUGCAGAAAAUGUUCUCUUUUCUAACAGAGGAAAGCUGUACUGCUUUGAACGGACGUCCUUACAGUGGAAGGAGCGAGCAUUUGGAGAAAUCAGAAUUUUAGAACAUAAAAUAACAAAAUUGUCAAGAUUCGUAAUGUGGAACGCCACUAAUAAAUGCUGCGCCAAUCACUGGAUCACAAGAGACUUGGAACUGAAGCAUGCGAAAACCAGUAAUCAUAUCUGGACUUGGCAUGCACUGGAUUAUUCAGAGAAUAAGCAGGUCCUUUUAGAGUUUGCCGUACACUUUAAACUAAAAGAAAGGGCUCAGAUGUUCAGACAAGUCAUUGAGAGAGUGCAGAGCUCAACUGAGAUCACUCGGUUAACAGAAAAACGUUUGUGCGGUUCUGUAGAAAUUAAAAAGAAUGAUCAAAAUGGAAAUGAUGGUCCUACUUCACUUGUUAGUGCAUCUGAAUUGGAAAAAGAAGGAAGGUUUCUACGAGGGAUCGAAGAACAGGAAGAAGAUGGAAAUGAUGUGGUGAUGCUGAGUGAGGUCACACCAACUCCAGAGCAGAGGGCUCUUGCCUUAGAACUGUUUCUUCCACCAACUUUCUUCUGUUACAAGAACAGGCCAGGUUACCAAAGCAGUGAUGAUGAAGAGGACAGUUUUGAGACAGCAGUGAAGAAGCUUUACCCUAACUACAAUAAAUUAGUUUAAUAUCGUCUCCUGUGUCGUAAUGAUGAGUGACACUCUCCCAAAGAUUCAUAUACAAUGACAUUGAAACAAAUAUGGUAUUAUUGUUAACUUUGUGGGUUAAUAGAGUGCAUGUUGUCCACUUUAAACGUACAGCCUACUUACUCAUUCAGAGAACUCAUUCAUUAAGUUUUGGAAACAUACAAGAAUGCUGACUUUGACUUCGACUAAACUGUGUAAUUGAACACCAGUAUAUGUUAGUAAUGGUCCUACUAAUUGUCCAGUGUCCAGUCAGUUUUGUCAUGCUAUUUGAGAACUGGUCUAUGAACAUAUGAAGAGAAGGAACAAUGAAGCUCAUCAGUGCUCAUCCUCCAAUACUGUCGUCCCAAUUACCUACUGGAAAUUCCUACCAGAAAGAAGAAAGGAAUGAAACGCUGUGCCAAAUUCAGGAAAAGCUAUGGAAAAAAUGCUCAGUGACCUCUAAGAAUGAAGCAAGUCCCAGCAGACCUUGGCUGCAGAAUAUCUAUUAUUAUACCUGUCCACUAAUAUGCCAUGAUGCUCUUAGCAUCAUACAAUUCUAUACAAAAUGAAAAGACCAUUUUUAUGUAUCUAGAAGCUGAAGAGUUUUUAUGCCUCUCUUGGGAUUGAAUUUUUGUUCCUGAGUCAGGUGCAACUCAGACCUUGGCAUUAACACCCCAGGUGGGCUGAUUUUUGUUGCUGAUGUAGGCAUGUAUUCAUGGGCGUCAAAUCCAUCAAUGCAAGAAACCGUGCAGAGGCAUCCACAGGGACUGACCGUGCCAAGGCUGUUGUGUGAAUGGCCUAGCUUGGUGUUCUGGCAAGUUGUCUCAGCUCUUUAAAAAAGGAAACAAAGACAGCCUUCUAGCCCUUGCCAACAUGGGCCUUUAUUGCUCCAAUGCCAACUCAUGACCCCCCCACGCACACAUCAUUUCCUCUUAAUAUCCCUCGAUGCCAAUUUAUCCAGUAUCCACCAUGGAAAGGCCUUAAGAGCCGUGCUGAGAUUAAACACAACAAAGGUCUAAAUGCACAUUAAUGCCUUUACAGUUUGAAAAAAAACUCAUUGAUUGAAAGCCCAUUCACGAUAUUGAAAUUACUCAAAUGACUUAAUCCCUCAUAAAUGCUAGUAGGGUAUUCAUAGCUCCACAUCAAAGACUAUAUACCCACCUGAAACUGUUAAUCAAACCAUGAACACACAUGUAUCCCAAUUUGAUAAUGAUAGGUUUUGAUUCAGUCAUGGAGCACUGAUUCAAUAAUUAUUGUUUUCAGGGUUGUAUCAAUAGGCAGAGUGAAAUAGCAAGCACUUUAAACUCGGAACUUAUUUUUAGUUAAAAGGCAGACACUUGAAUGGCUUGACAUCUUAACAGUUUUAAUAUGCUUAAUAAUUACAAAGAGUUUAUCAAAUUUUUACAUGCCUCCACCUCUACAUUUAACAAUCCAAAGCAUUCCUAAGGAACACCUUACCUCUUCCAGAAGAGUCACUGGACCUAUCGGAAGGGUUCUGUACCCCUCCAAACUAGUACCUUCCCUGUCCAAAUAAACCUUUUGAAAUGUGUAAAACCCAAAAGUCAUAUUUUGAACAUUCACUAACCAAAAAAAAGGGCCAGUUUGUAGACUGAUUUCCAUUUUUUCCACAAGUUUGCAUCUUAGUUGAAGACCUUUCUCAUGUGUUGCUCUUUCUGACCCAGUUUUAUUUAUUUAUCUUCUUAAUUUUCAAAACUUUGCGUUUCUUUGGCGUUUGUGACCAAAUAUGGCUUGAUCACAUCAAGUGUUGUCAUUUCCCUCUCCCAAAACAAUCACUGUCUUAUUCUGGGCAGCAGAGAUAGUAAACCAUGGCUUCUUCUUGCCACCAGCAGCCAGUUGAUUAAAUCCUUUCUUCCCUGUUUCACACACACCUACAUGACAAGAGCACAGAGAUCAUGGACCAGUCACAACGAUUGAGGCUGUUCAUUCAGCUGGUAGUGUUGGUGUUUUACUUCAUCUUAUCUCUGAACCCGGUUUGUUUCGAUCUUCUGUCUCAUCUUUCCACAUGCCCUCACCAGGCCAAGCAGCUCAUGAACCAGUUAACUGACAAUGACUUGUGUUCUUUUUUAACUCUGCUUGAAUGACUACUUUUGUAGAUAAAUACAUAGAACAGAGCCAACAGAACCUAAUGUAUACCUGUGUAGUUAAAUUUAUGUCUUUUCAUUCAGUGCCUUGAAUUGAAUUUGAAGAGUGCCAAGGAUACAUCCAAGUACUGAGUGGAUCAAAGUCAUGUUUACUUCUGUGCUAUCCAUAAAUUAAAGUAUUUCUCAUUUGUCUGUAUAGACUGUAAAUUAUUAUUUCUCAGUUUUUGCUUUAUCUGUUGAUAUGAUAAAAUGUUGAUUUUUCUAUAACUGGAUUCUCUCAUUACUCAUGCAGUGGUACCAUGUGCCAACUUUAGUUUUAAAGCUUUUGAAAUGUAUUAGUUUUAUAUAUUAACAUAAAAGAUCGUACGUCCAACAAGUGUUUCUGUAAAAGUUUCAGACUGGCGUCUUGUUCUCUUCAGCUUGAGCACUAGUUGUUGGGUGCCUCAUAGGCUUUGGAGCAGAUCAUAGUGCACUUUUCAGCAUGGAUUACUGAAUACCAAUCAGAAGCAGAAAACAUGCCUGAUCUUCUCUUCCCCUUCAUCCUGAAAUCACCAGAGGUUAAUUAUGGAGCCUCAUCAUUGCCCAUGCUAAGAUCAUCCUGAUAUAUAUGAUUCAGUAUCGCUCUGGCUUGUUAGGAGGAUUGCUAACUCUCUGUUUGCGUUAGUGUUAGCUUUUUGUGGAAUUAAAUGUGUACACUCUCCUUUGUGGCAUUCUGGGAACAAGUUAUUGAAUUUGGGUUAAAUAAAGGUUCAGGCAAAAUUCAGUGCUAGUCAGUAAUCAGAACAUUAGUACUGCACAAAGCAUUUCAUUCUAAUCAUGAUUAAGAUUGGAAAGGAAUUUUAGCAGUCCUGGUUUAUACAAAUUUAUGCUAAAACCUUCCUUAAUUUGAUAUCAGACAAGCACAAUCUUAAACAGAUUUUAUAGAAGGAAGUAUGAUGAAAGGCAACAUUUAUCAGAGGCUAAGGUUAAAGUAAGAGGAGCAAGAUCCAACAUUACAUGAUCAAGAUGAACUUCAUUGCAUGUUUGGAAACGAAAAGAUAAAGUACGAUCUCAUUGCUCAGCUAUGUCUGAUUUAACUUGGAAGUGUUAGCAAAAUUAAUUAAAGUUCUAGUUUUGAGAAGCAGGGUUGAAAAUAUUAGUUGCACCUCUGGGUCUGACGAGAUUAUAAGAUUAUUUAUUGUAUCAAAACGAGAUGUGAUAAAAUGUUUUUUAAAAAAAAACGGAACAAAUUUGAUCAAAUAAUCGAUUACUAAUAUAUCUACUGUACAUAUUUAUGAUUUAUGUGGUGAUUUGCAAGAACAUAUUUCAGUUCUUGCUAAUCAGUAUUUUAUGUGGCAACUCAAUUCUGGAUUAAUAUCUGCAAUAUUUCUAACUUUAAUAUUAUGACUUGUUAGAAUUGGUUCAGAAUACUCUGGUCUGACCCAUCUGACUGACAAUAUUUGGUAAAGUGACUUUUUUUUCUUAGAAAUUAUUUUAUUGAUCUUUCACGAGUCAGAAUCAAAUAGAAGUCCCAACCCUGUGUGGGGAACAGUCACCCGCCAGUCGUUAUUCCUUAAUUAGCAAAUUAGUAGCCAGAGAACAUGUUCAUUUUCUGAUUAAGGAAGGCAGGUAUGAUCUUGAAGGUAGAGGACAAAUACAUGGUCUUCAGUCUACAUUUUUCAGAAAAAAGAAAGUGUGCCUCCAGUUCCCUCUCUGAACAGAAAUCAGAGCUGCCCAACUACCAGAUCCCCUUCACAGAGCUGACUGUGCCUGAAAACUGAGCACAGAGUAUUCAACUACUUCACUUGUGUCCUUCAGGGAAGGGAAUCACUCUAGAUUAAAUUCUAAUCCAUAUUAUUUGAACACACCUUGUAAUCCUCUCAUAUAUUGCUCUUUUAGAAAUAAGCAUUGUUAAUUUCUCAGUAACACAUAAAUAUUUAGCUUGAGAAGGAAAACUUUAUAACAAACUACAUUUAUAUAAAGCCCUUCCCAUGACCAUAAUCACACAAAAUUGACAUUGAACCAAAGAAGGAAGCAUCAGGACAGAUGACCAACCCAUGGUCAGAAACCGGUUUUAAUGAGCACCAGAAAUGAGUAGUCCAGUGGAGAAUUUCAGAGCUUGGGGCGUGGAUUGCUGAAUACACAGCAACCAAUGGCAUGGCACAGUAAGUCCGGGAUGCUCAAUAGGUCAGAAUUGGAGGUACAGAACCUAUGUAAAGAAUCCGUUUAAUAGUUAUUUGAAUGUGUAAGGCUUGUUCUUAGCUUUGGAACACAAUUCCAACAGUGACAGUACUUCCAGGAAAUAUUCCUGGGAACUUGAGGCACAUUGAGACAAACAUGCCAGACAGACAAGUUCAGCCAUGGGGGUGAUCUGAUAUCAUCAUAUCAUCAAUUAAGUGUGCAUUGAGGGGCCAGUUUGACACAUCAGAUUGGAUCUUCCUCCACUGUACUCCAAAUCUGGCAUGUCAGUAGAAACAGGUAAAUAGGAUAUUGAUGCCUCAGAUAUCCAAGCAACGGGAUUGGUAUUUCUAUAAAUGAAAGUACUUUUCCCCUUCAUUGAUUGAUUUAUAUUAACACUUAAAGAGUUAGACUUUUGCCGUAUCUCAGGGACGUUUUGGUUGAGGGAAAAUAACUUUAGCAAAUUAUUUCAUCCUUGUAUGUUUAAAUUUUAAUAUACUUACAACUCCUCAGGCAGAACUUUAGUUACUGUGCUAACUGCAGAAAUGUGUGGUAAGAUUACAAGGCCACUUCAUGACAGUUACUUUAGGAUGAGAAAUUAUUUUAUGUCUAAAAGCAAAGGUUUUAUUUGUACUCGUGUUGAGUGCCAUUUGGGUCGGUGCACAUACUGGCUGUAUUAUUAGCACAGGCAAUAUCAUUGAUGCAGUUUCUUCUAUUUUAUGUUAUCAUUUGAAUUUGUGAUACUUUACUGUAAUAAAGAAAUUUGGAAAAGAA